Molecule: messenger RNA, 1569 nt
Organism: Verruconis gallopava
Lineage: Eukaryota; Fungi; Ascomycota; Dothideomycetes; Venturiales; Sympoventuriaceae
Exons: 2
Coding region: 8-1279 (423 amino acids)
Source: RefSeq, a predicted model, not a curated record
CAUCAAAAUGCCGAUUCCGAUCAUUUCAAAGGUUCUUACCGAUGGAGUUGAUUCCAUACCGUGGUUAUGGACGGUCAUCAAGGUUGUGCCAUGGCUGAUCGCCAUUUAUGCCUUGAAGACAUACUUCGGUGGUGCCUCUAACCGUUCAGAGAGACUGAUGCGAUCGAAAGUCGUGAUGAUAACCGGAGGAACAUCCGGCAUAGGUGCGAUCGUGGCGAGGGAAUUGGCGAUGCGGGGAGCUCAGAUCGUGCUUCUCACGCAUGCUCCGUUGGCGGAUCCGUUUCUUGUGGACUUUAUCAUGGAUCUACGAGCCUCGACGAGUAAUGAAUUGAUCACUGCGGAGCAUGUGGAUUUGUCGUCGCUACACAGCAUACGUCUAUUUGCAACGAAGUGGAUAGAUAAUGCUCCGCCUCGUCGACUUGACAUGAUCAUCUUGUGCGCCAACACUCAAACGCCACCAGGCGGAGAACCAACUACCACGGAGGAUGGCAUGGAAUCGAGCUGGGGUAUCAACUACAUAGCCAAUUUUCAUUUACUCAGCAUUCUGUCGCCUGCUAUCCGAGCGCAGCCACCGGACCGAGACGUGAGAAUUUUGGUGGGCAUGUGCAGUUCGUACAUGGGAGGAUCGCUCGACGAGCUUUCAUCCAUGCUGGGAAAUGCCAGUGGUGAAAAGAACAAGAAGAAGACCGCCAAGCCAGCGAAGACAGCACUUCCAACAGACAUCGCACCGUUUCGGUCCGGCAGCGCGUUCGCAAAUUCCAAAUUCGCGCUGUUCACGUUCGUCAAUGCGUUCCAAAAGCAUCUAACUGCCUAUCAGCGCCCGGAUAAGCAGCCUAACAACGCCCGAGUGUUUAUAGUCGACCCAGGAUGGACACGCACACCAGGUAUGCUGCGCUAUCUGACUGCUGGCAGUCUUUGGGGCCUCGGGAUCUACCUUAUCAUGUGGCCAUUCUGGUGGCUGGUGCUCAAGAGUCCCUACCAAGGCGCCCAGAGCUUCCUGUUUGCCGCAAUGGAGGAGACUCUCCUGCAAACAGAUGGUGGCGUCUUCAUCAAAGAGUGUCGGCCAAGACGAGUGCUAAAGCCCGAGGUAGAGGAUGAGAACUUUCAGAAAGUCCUCUGGGAAGAGAGUGACAAGAUGGUAACGUUUUUUGAAACAGAAAGUGCGAUGAGGAGAGCGGUCGAGAGGAAGAGUAAGGACGGCGCGGAGGCCGUGAGCGGAAUAAAAGGUCAACAAGCGAAAACUCCAGGCUCGCGAAGGAGUCGGAAACAGAUAUCGUAGCACAGACUUGUUAGGUCACCUGGCAUCUCAUACCGAGCUCUACGUUUGAUGUAAGACCUCCCUUUUGAAAACUACAGUCGCCGAACGUCAUCUUCAUUGAUGUUUAGCGUUAUUCUUUCGCUUCAGAAGAAGCGAACUCAGGCGUCAAGUACGUGUCUCUGAGUCUAAGCAAGCGACACUAGAGACGAGCCGUCACAUAAGCAUAUAGAUGUAGAACAGAGUUGAUUCAGUUCCCAAUGAUGACAGUCAAAUUGGUUUUGAGUGGUCUUGCUGCUAAUUCAUCGUUGGUC